AUGUCGAGGGAUCCGUGGUUGCGUUCUGCCGAUCGAUUGAAGCCGUAUCUCGGGGUGCUCUUUCUUCAAUUGGGAUACGCUUUUAAUGGGAUUAUAGUCAAAUCUGCUUUGAACAAGGGUUUGAAUCCUUGCACGUUUUCGGUUUAUCGAAAUAUAGCUGCAGUCAUCGCUUUUGGCCCUUUCGCUCUUUAUUUCGAAAGGAAACUGCGACCUCAAAUGACAUUAUCCGUGUUCUUGAAGAUCAUGUUGCUUGCACAACUAGAGCCGGUUAUGGACCAAAUUUUGUAUUAUACUGGAAUGAAGUAUACGACCGUGACUUUUGCUAUAGCGAUGUGUAACAUUCUCCCGGCCUUGACGUUUUUCAUGGCGUGGAUCUUCAGGCUUGAGAAGGUGAACAUAAGGAGAUUGCAUAGCCAAGGGAAGAUCAUAGGAACUUUUGUGACUGUAGGUGGAGCCAUGGUCAUGACCCUUGUCAAUGGACCACCGAUCCCAUUGCCAUGGACCAACCUAAGCCGGGUGCACCACCCUCGAGCAUCUGAAGAACCCUCUCAAGCGGACCACCUCAAGGGUGCGAUCAUGAUCACUGCGGGUUGUUUCUUUUGGGCCAGCUUUUAUAUCCUUCAGGCAGUGACAUUGAAGAAAUACCCUGCUCAAUUGUCUCUUACAACCCUGAUAUGUACGAUGGGUGCUUUGCAAGGCACUGUGAUGACUCUUGUUAUUGAGAAGGGCAAAACAGGCAUUUGGUCUAUCAAAUGGGACACUAAACUAUUAGCUACACUUUAUAGUGGGAUAGUUCGAUCAGGGGCGAGCUACUAUAUUUCGGGUCUAGUGAUGAAGGAGAAAGGACCUUUUUUUGUGACGGCCUUCAAUCCGUUGGGAAUGGUGAUCGUUGUAAUCGUGAGCUCGUUUACUCUAGGUGAACAAAUGGACUUAGGAAGGGUUGUUGGAGCGAUUAUCAUCGUUAUUGGAUUAUACUUGAUCAUAUGGGGAAAGAGUAAAGAUAAGAGUUUGUCGGAUUCAAGAAACGAGGAGGUAGAAAUGCAUGAUGAUGAGGGGGCGAGGCCAAAUAAAAACGUUAUUAAAUCGGAGAUCGAAGAUGGAAUCGUUAAAGAAGAGGUUGACGGUGAAUAA
Messenger RNA from Cynara cardunculus var. scolymus (artichoke), 1131 nucleotides. RefSeq names its product WAT1-related protein At2g39510. Gene Ontology annotation, cellular component: plasma membrane. Gene Ontology annotation, molecular function: transmembrane transporter activity. Lineage: Eukaryota; Viridiplantae; Streptophyta; Magnoliopsida; Asterales; Asteraceae. The transcript has 7 exons. The coding region runs from base 1 to 1131 and encodes 376 amino acids. The record is from RefSeq and is a predicted model, not a curated record.